AUGAACAGCAACACAGAAAAAGUGGUGUGUGUGACUGGUGCUUCUGGUUUCGUUGCUUCAUGGAUCAUCAAAUUCCUUCUCCAACGUGGUUACACUGUCAGAGCCACAGUUCGUGAUCCAUCUAAACCUGAAAAGGUUGAUCACUUGCUUAAACUUGAUGGAGCAAAGGAGAGGUUACAUCUCUUUAAGGCAGAUCUUGUUGAAGAAGGUUCCUUUGACUCUGCUUUUGAAGGUUGUUCUGGUGUCUUCCACACUGCUUCACCCGUUCCUUUCAUUGUCGACGACCCACAGAAACAGUUACUUGAUCCAGCGAUUAAGGGAACUCUUAACGUUGUUAAAUCAUGUGCAAAAUCGACAUCAGUGAAACGAGUUGUUUUAACAUCUUCUGUUGCUGCGGUUUUGUAUAAUGGAAGGCCUCGUACUCCCGAGGUUGUCGUAGAUGAGACAUGGUUUUCAGAUACAAACUUCUUGAGAGAAAAUGAAAGAUGGUAUGCAUUUGCAAAGACUUCAGCAGAGGAAGAUGCUAGAAAAUUUUUUGAUGAACACGACAUUAAGUUGAUUGUUAUUAACCCAGCAAUGUGCAUAGGACCUCUCUUGCAACCAGAGGUUAACGCAAGUUCUUCUGCGAUUUUAAACCUAAUCAAUGGUUCCAAGACGUUUCCAAAUUCCAGUUAUGGGUGGGUGAACGUGAAAGAUGUUGCAAAUGCUCAUAUUCAAGCGUAUGAGAUUGAUUCAGCCAGUGGAAGAUAUUGUCUGGUUGAAAAAGUGGCACAUUAUUCAGAACUUGCCAAUAUUUUGCGUGAUAUGUACCCAACUUUGCAGAUUCCAGACAAGUGCGAAGACGAUGAGCCAUUUGUACCAACAUUUCAGGUUUCAAAAGAAAAGACGAAGAGCUUGGGAAUUGAAUUUACUUCAUUGGAAGAAAGCUUGAGGGAGGCGGUUGAAAGCUUAAAAGAAAAGAAAUUUGUUGAUUUCUAG
Messenger RNA from Sphenostylis stenocarpa, 978 nucleotides. The record is from the annotation of a GenBank genome assembly. Lineage: Eukaryota; Viridiplantae; Streptophyta; Magnoliopsida; Fabales; Fabaceae.